CCAAAGUAUCUUUAUGAAAGGGGGGAAAAUGGUAAGAGAAAACACUCCAGGGCAGAUCUCUGGGAGCUGCAGGGCUGUGAUUUAGCAAUUCCUCGGUUACUUAGUUGAUACUCAUUAUGUAGAAGGUGUGGUUGAGUCUGUUUGCAGUCAGCCGGAACUUUCUGCUUCAGCACAGAAACUACUUUCCCAUUUUCAUAAAUGGAAAGAACAGUACAGAGAGCAACAUGUCGUUCAGUCAAAGGAGACCUCAAACAUCACAGUUGGUGGAGUUCCAUGUUUUUUAUGUCCCAGAAGAAGUGUGGAACUUCAAGCUGAAUACAGUUCCUGUAGCUCUUACUAGCAAAUUCAUCUCAGCCGGAUUUAUAAGGGUAUCUCCUCACAUCACAUUAGGAGUGCUACGGGAGAAGCUUGGAGAGUACCUACGUGGAUUUGCAGUUUCAGAUAAAUUCAGAUUUUUAAAAUGCAUUGGGAAAAGACUAGCAGUGGUGAAAGCAAAGCAAGAAACAGAACUGGAACUGAAGUCAUUUGCUCCACCUUAUGCACUUUAUCCUGAAUUAUAUUUAUUACCUGAAGUGGAAUAUUUUGAAGGUAUUUAUCCAUUAUCACCAUCAACUCAGCAAAGACAUCGCUUUAAUGCAGAAGCUAAUAGGUUUGAUCAUAAAUCAGGAUUAUCCAGUCUUCCCCAACAAAAACCUGAAACAAGUGAACCAUUGUUAGAAAGCAUACAAAGCAGUCAUCAGCUAGAAAAUCAAGAAGUGCACGGUCCUGUGGAAUGGGGUGAGAAAGAACCUGUUCCAGUUUUGCACACAAAUAAUAAGCAAGACCAUAACAACAGGAUUCAAGAAAAUCAGAUACAGCUUAGAGAAGAAGAUCAAAAUGGAUCCAGUGGAUCUCUCUUCACACCAAAUCAGUCAAAUCUUGCAGACGAUUUGCAGUCUGAAAAGAGUGAUAUGGUAUUACAGGCCUCUCAGCAAAAUCAUCUCAGCCAAGAUCAAAAAGAGCAUAACGCUCCUAAGUGGAAUGACGAAGCCAAAGGAACCGUUUUUACUCUUCCUGUAAACCACAGUGAUGAACAAGGCGAGAAUUAUCAAACACCCCAAAAUGACAUCAAAUAUCAAAAGGAACUAAUAAACAUGGAAAAUAAUGACCACUUAAAAGAUACCAAACUAAGAAGAGACAGAACCCAGGAUGCUGGGAUUCUUAAAAUAAUGGAAGACCAACCCACAGAGCAUGUACGUAAAAAACAAAGCUUGUUGCAAUACAAAACUAGCAAGUCUACAGCUGAUCCUGGUGAAAAACUGGAUAAUCAGGCUGAUGAAAACAAGCAAAAUCCCCUUAGUUGUCCAAAAGAAUAUAUUUCACCUCCUAAUCUACCUUUCUUGUCAUUUUCUGUAAAUCCAGAUCAAGUUCCUGCAAUUCAGACAGCAAAAAAAAAGAUGGUAGAACAAUUGAAACAAAUGAAGGACGAGAGAAUGCACAUGGAAAAAAAUAGAGAAGAACUGAUAAGAAAAGUUAAAGGGCUACUGGAACAACAUAAGCUGAAAAGAUACCACGUUCGUGAGGAGUGGAAAAAGAAGUACUUUGAAACUAAGAAAGCUACGGUUUCCCUGGAGGAUGCUUUAAACAAACUGCAGCAAGAUUUAGAGCUUUACCACCAAAAACUACUCUUGCAAUUGGAAGCCAGAGAGAGCCGAAAACGACCACACAAUGUGGCAAACUCCAAGAAUUACACAAUCAUCCAGAUUACUACAGUGCAGCAUGAACUCGAUCUACUGAGGAGGAAGCUGGAUGAUAUAAAAAUGAAACUCGUAAUAGAAAUUAAGAUGAGAAAGCAGGCAGCAUCUGAUUUACAAGUGCUGAGAGCGGAACUGACACAGAAAAAGAUUCAUUCAGCUUUAAUUCUCCAAUCCAGAAAAUGAGGAAUUUAAGAGGAUGACAUGACUUUAACAGCCAUAAAGUCUCUAGAAACUCUGUAAUGUUUAUAGAAGCUCAGAAUUACAGAACAUUUGUUUGUAUGUCCUUGAAGUUAUCUUGUAAAAAGACAUCAACUAUAUAAAUGUUGUGGAAUUUGUAUAUUAGGGUACUGAGGUACUGCGGCUCACUUUUUACAUCUCACUUUUAAUAUAAGAUUAGUCAGCUACUUAAAUAUACAGUUUAACCUAGUAACAUGUCUAAAAUAAAGUUAUUUUAAAAGCACCAAUUAGUGAAUUGUGUAACAUCACACUGGUAUGCUGAUGUUCUUUCAUUAACAAAAUACCUACUAAGCAAAUAAACCUAUAAUCUAUAACCUCCUGUUCUUAUUUUCAAGCAUGCACAUUACAUUUUUGGAAAAUGAUUAAAAUAAAUCUUCUGUAGAACUACAGCAUCGGGAAUCCUUUAUUUAGCUAUUUACUGAAGUACAUUUUUGUCACUAUAAGUACGCCUAUCUAUAAAUUGCCAAUGUCUUAUUACCAUAUUAAGUAUGAACAAAAUCUCAGAUGAUCUCACUUUAUUUCAUAUCUAACCAUUUUUGUUCCCUUUCUAAUUAGGAAAGCCACAUCAACAUUAACCAUCUUAUGUACUUAAUGGAGGAAGCAAGCUUUGUCUUGGACAAGCUAUGAUGAUGAUCCUGAUCCAAUUUACAGUAUUGCAUAUUCUGCCUUUCUUUAAACUCAAGCUCAUGCAUUGUGCCUAGAUAACAAUUCUCUGAAAGAGUAAUCAGAAACCUCUUUUGAUAGCGACUUUUUCUAGCUCUCCUGUUUGCAUCUUUGCAGUACCAGAUGUUAUUACCUUAAGCAGAAGAAAUAACAUGUUAGGAAUUAAUGUCACAUAAAAGGCUGCCAAGGCUGUAUUUAUUAGUGGAAGUGAA
This is a messenger RNA of Strigops habroptila (Kakapo), 2848 nucleotides long. RefSeq names its product spermatogenesis associated 1 (gene SPATA1). Bases 225 to 1919 code for a protein of 564 amino acids. The record is from RefSeq and is a predicted model, not a curated record. Lineage: Eukaryota; Metazoa; Chordata; Aves; Psittaciformes; Psittacidae. The transcript is spliced from 14 exons.